AUGACCGAGGAAAACAACGCUGUUGAGCCUAAUGUUACUGAAGAGGAUGUUCGACUGCUAAUAAACAGAAAGGAUGAUAUUGAAGAGCAAAUUAAAGCAUACUACGACAUGCUCCAAACCCAGGCCGGUGUAGGCAUGGAUGCUCCUCUGGUUGAUGUGGAAGGCUUUCCUCGUGCAGAUGUGGAUUUGUACAAGAUCUUUGAUGAAAUGGUGGAGUCUAUGAAGAGCGUUGCAGGAAAGGACACCGAGCUCACGGUAGAGGAGAGAAACCUGUUGUCGGUGGCGUAUAAGAACGUGAUUGGAGCUCGACGAGCCUCCUGGAGGAUCAUCAGCAGCAUUGAGCAGAAAGAGGAGAGCAAGGGAGGAGAGGGCAAACUCAAAAUGAUCCGCGAAUACAGACAAGCGGUUGAGAAUGAGCUGAAAUCUGUUUGCAAUGACAUACUGGAUGUACUGGACAAACACCUCAUUCCUGCAGCCAACACAGGAGAAUCCAAAGUUUUCUACUACAAAAUGUAGGUGUUUGAUGAAACAAAGUGCAUG
Molecule: messenger RNA, 540 nt
Organism: Sinocyclocheilus grahami
Lineage: Eukaryota; Metazoa; Chordata; Actinopteri; Cypriniformes; Cyprinidae
Gene: ywhae2
Product: tyrosine 3-monooxygenase/tryptophan 5-monooxygenase activation protein, epsilon polypeptide 2
Exons: 5
Coding region: 1-516 (171 amino acids)
Source: RefSeq, a predicted model, not a curated record